AUGGCCUCCCCUGUUUUUCUGCUCUUCAAUGCAUUUCUACUUUCUUUGAGCUUAAUGAAGGAUUUUCUUCUCUUAUGCAACGCUGAUCUCACUAAUGGUUUUAUUCCCUUGUACCUAACUGAAGCAAAUUUUGUACUACAGAAGCCAUAUGAUGUACCUUUAUCAGACCGCUAUAGGUAUGCUAAUGGUGUGCACCGCAUGUGGGUUUACUCCAUUGACAGGCCAUAUAAAGCAGGAAGCCCUACCGGCCCACGAACUGAGAUUCGAUUCAACGGUUAUGAUUAUUCUAGCGGAAUAUGGCAUUUUGAGGGGUAUGUUUUUGUGCCAUAUGGAACAAGUGGCGCAUCUAUCAUGCAAAUUCAUCGAACAAAUGGAGAGAAACCAGCUACAGAUUUGAUGCUUAUGAUUUUUAAUGGAGAAUUGAGGUUCUACUCCGGGGAAGUAAUGGAAUCUAAUAUUUACAACAGAUGGGUAAAAGUGAAUGUGAUACAUGAUGUUGAUGCUAAUAAGUUGACCAUUUUUAUUAAUGGUGUUAUAAUGCUUGAAGUAGAUGGAAAAGGUGUCAGUAAUUUUUAUUUCAAAUGUGGUGUUUAUGCACAACGUAAUGGCAGCUACUAUAUGGAAUCAAGAUGGAGGGAUAUCAAAAUUUAUAAGAAGAAAAUUUACUAUGGAGGCGGAUUAGACAAUAUAAAGAAUUGA
This is a messenger RNA of Phalaenopsis equestris, 699 nucleotides long. Its product is annotated as citrate-binding protein-like. Lineage: Eukaryota; Viridiplantae; Streptophyta; Magnoliopsida; Asparagales; Orchidaceae. The record is from RefSeq and is a predicted model, not a curated record. The transcript is spliced from 2 exons. The coding region runs from base 1 to 699 and encodes 232 amino acids.